AUGGGGGCCAGCAUCCCGGACAAAAGAGAUGGAUUAUUCGGUACAAGCAUACCCCCUGCCGACGAGCUGGGAAAACACAGCUCCCCGGACACCUUCCCCCCCCCUCCAAAAAAACCCACCCAGCUACAACCACGGGAUAGAACCAAGGCGGGCCGGGACAUCCCCGAGGUGAAGACUGGAGACUGGAGAGGGGCCGGGAGCCCCAAGGAGUUGGAGACGGGAGUCGCUCGCAACACGAGUGAACAUCUGCCCACCCCCAUCUCACCAGGCCCGGCAGUAGCAAGUUUUUUCCACAGGAGGUGUGCGGUUUCCAGCCUUUCCCGCCUGGCCCCUCCGCGCAGCACCGGGGGCCCCCAAGAGCCCCCCCAGCCCCGCAGGCGGGAGGCGUCGACGGUGUCGUGCCCGGGGCAUCCCCGGGACUGUUUUUUCCGGUCGCUGCCCGCAACACCAAUCCGGGCCCUGCGGGGCAGGGGGACCCCGGCUGCGGCUUUAAAAGCGGAGCCCUUUGUGCGCCGGGCUCUGGACCGGGAUGUGCCGUGCCGGGAUGUACCGUGCCGGGAUGUGCCGUGCCGUGCCGGGAUGUGCCGCGCCGUGCCGGGAUGUGCCGCGCCGUGCCGGGAUGUGCCGUGCCGACGGCAGCCUCCACCGCCGCCGGGAAGAGCCUUGGACCACGCCGCAUCGGCAGCCCCGGGACCCGAGCAUCCCCCUCGGCAGGGCAAGGGCUGGGGUGACACAGCCGCAGCCCUGGUCCCCGUUCCCCAGGAGCGGGGCGGGGAGCACGCAGUGCCCCCGGCCGGGCCCCGCGGUGGCGGCCCGGGGGAGCGGGAGGCAGCGGCGCGGGGCGGGGAGAAGCGGAGGAGAGCGGCGGCACCGAGACCGGCUCCGGCGGCCCGGGCACCGCCGUGGGUCGGUACCGGGCGGCCCCGGCUCCGCGGCGGCUCCGGUACCUUCGGGUGGCUCCACGCCCGGGCAGCUCGGCACCGCCGGUACCCCUGGGCGGCUCCGGAAUGCCUCGGAGGCUCCGGUACCUCUGGGAGGCUCCGGCACCUCUGGAAGGCUCCGGUGCCCCGUGGCGGCUCCGCACCCCGGCGGCUCCGGUGCCCCGGCUCCGGGCAGAGGCGAAGGAGGCAGCGGCCGCAGCCAGGCAAGCGGGCGGGGGCGGCCGGACCGGAGCUCAGCCCCCCACCCCAGCCCGGUACCGUCACCCGCGCCCCCUCCGAGGGCAACGGGGCACCCAGGGGGUGCAGGCGGGUAAAUCCGGGGUGGGCCAGGGGGUAUUUGCAACCCCUGUGCCGGGAGCGGGCCGGAUCCGGGAUUUGCACAGAACAAAGGACCAAGGCGGGUGCGUAUGGAAAAGUACCGGCGGGAGGGGAGGGUUAUUUGUCUGCAAACGGGGCUGGGGGCGACAGUGCGUGGGGGCAGCGUUCCUCCCCACCCACACGCCCCCCUCUCCGGGCUGGGGGCUGCUCCGAGGUGGGGGCUCUGCAGGGAACAGGGGUCGCAGCCAUCCCGACGGGCGAGGGGGUUCUGCUUCCCCAGCCGAGGGUUUCAAGGUACAGAGGAGCUGCAAGAUUUGCACAGGGGUCGGGGGGGGACACAGAGUGCCCAGAGUGCAGCAGGAAGGGUUGA
Messenger RNA from Myiozetetes cayanensis, 1629 nucleotides. RefSeq names its product collagen alpha-1(III) chain-like. The record is from RefSeq and is a predicted model, not a curated record. The transcript is spliced from 4 exons. NCBI's taxonomy places the organism in Eukaryota, Metazoa, Chordata, Aves, Passeriformes, Tyrannidae. Bases 1 to 1629 code for a protein of 542 amino acids.